AUGAGUGAUCACGAUCAGAAGCAUGGUGAGGAGGCGAGCAAGCAACAACUGCAGGAAAUGCUGGACGCUGCGAAUGCUGAAAACGCGCAUCUUCGUGCCCAACUGGAGGACCUAAUGAACAGGGUGAGUUUCUUGUUGUCGAUAAGCAAUGUUGAACAACUGCUUUAA
Molecule: messenger RNA, 168 nt
Organism: Dibothriocephalus latus
Lineage: Eukaryota; Metazoa; Platyhelminthes; Cestoda; Diphyllobothriidea; Diphyllobothriidae
Source: the annotation of a GenBank genome assembly